Panicum hallii is the source of this 1351-nucleotide messenger RNA. Its product is annotated as probable inactive shikimate kinase like 2, chloroplastic. The transcript is spliced from 8 exons. Lineage: Eukaryota; Viridiplantae; Streptophyta; Magnoliopsida; Poales; Poaceae. The record is from RefSeq and is a predicted model, not a curated record. The coding region runs from base 72 to 1220 and encodes 382 amino acids.
UGGACAUGCUUGCCGUCAUCUUCUUGGGCAGUUUAGAGGCAGAGGCUGCCUCCAGAGACUCGGAGUAAGCGAUGAUAGAGGCAGCGGCAGCAGCGGCCAUGGCUGCAUGCUCCUCCAUCCCCUUGCCCUUCACCACGAAGGCAAGUCCCCGCCAGCGCAGCCGCGUCUCCAGACCUUGUCGGGUUCGCCUCCCUGCCUCGCCAUUUCGUCAGUCCCGCUCCCCUUUAGCUGCCUGUUCGCCGGCGAGCGGCCUCCGCCCCCGAGCUUCCGUGUCCGCGUCGGCCGCCCCGUCCAAGGACUACGAGUUCACUGAUGGAAACGGAGAAGUGGAGCUCAGACUGGACAUCCAAAAGCUCGGCAUCGAGAGUUCAAAAGAUGUUUUUGUUGAUGUUGAUGAUACAUCUCUAUUGAUCAGAGCUAAGUCUGAUGGGACACUCAGAACUUUAUUGAAUGUCCAAACACUGUUUGAUAGGAUCAAGUCUUCCGAGACCAUAUGGUUUAUUGAUGAGGAUCAGCUGGUGGUAAAUCUGAAGAAAGUCGAGCAAGAGUUAAAAUGGCCUGACAUUGAUGAAUCCUGGGAGUCCCUCACUGCUGGGAUCACCCAGUUAUUGACAGGGAUCAGCGUCCAUAUUGUUGGUGAUUCCACAGACAUCAAUGAGGCAGUUGCUAAAGAGAUUGCCGAGGGCAUUGGGUAUCUUCCGGUUUGCACAAGUGAGCUGCUGGAAAGUGCCACCGAAAAGUCUAUCGAUACAUGGGUGGCUUCGGAAGGAGAGGACUCUGUAGCUGAUGCGGAAUCUGUUGUCCUGGAAAGCCUUAGCAGCCAUGUCCGCACUGUUGUUGCGACUCUUGGGGGCAAGCAAGGAGCAGCUAGCAGAUUCGACAGAUGGCAGUACCUUCAUUCCGGUUUCACGGUUUGGCUCUCGGUGUCGGAUGCUAGCGAUGAAGCUACCGCAAGAGAGGAAGCCCGGAGAAGUGUUAGCAGUGGAAGCGUUGCUUACGCCAAGGCGGACGUGGUGGUGAAGCUGGGCGGAUGGGACCCGGAGUACACGCGAGCCGUUGCGCAGGGCUGCCUCGUCGCCCUCAAACAGCUGACCUUGGCAGACAAGAAGCUGGCAGGGAAGAAGAGCCUCUACAUCAGGCUAGGUUGCAGAGGCGACUGGCCCAACAUCGAGCCUCCAGGCUGGGACCCUGACUCCGACGCCCCACCAACCAACGUCUGAAUCAUCAUCAUCCUUCGCAAUUGUGCUCUAGGAAUGAUAAGAUAAUACUACACUGGAAUUCUCUUCCAUCAUUUUAAUUCUUGUCAUGUUUUGGCCAUUGGAUGUAACAAGAGAGGGAGUUAGUUGUAACC